CCUUGACUAGUCUUCUAAACGGAGGUAGCGGCUGAAUCUAAACAAAGUAGUCUGACGCCGACUUUUUUUCGGGAUUGUCAUUUGGAUGGCUUGGCUGUAGGCAACAUUUAUAAUGGAAGGUGGUGACUCGAAUCAAUUACCUGAAGUAUGCCCUGAUGAUAAAAAGGCAGGCAUAGGAGGCGAAGGUAAAGUAGUGUCCAAGCAAACUACAGAUACAGUUGAAGCGAUGGAGUGUGCAGAGCGGGAAUCAACUUCAAGAGAAAAUAGCAAACAAGACGAAAACAGCAAAGCAAAAGAUGCUAAAGAAGAAGUUGCUGAACAAGAGGAUGGCAAGAGUACACAACCAGCUGCAGGUCAUGGUAAGGUCGUGUUUGGUUUAAACACCCAAGACCUGGAAGCUGGAGAAAGUAAUGUCUCAGAUCAGUCAAAAGACAACUAUGUAUCAGAGUUUCAUAAGUUUUUACAAGCAGAAAAUAAAGCUCACAAUCAAGAUACGGAAAGUGAAGUAAGUGGAAACAAGCAAGUUACAUGUAAUCUUGGGCCAGCUAUUGAGGAAAGUUCAGACUCAAAUUGGUAUAAGAUAAACAAUGAUAAAACAAAUAAACAAAAUACUGUUACAAUGUUACCAGAUGACUCUUCAAAUAUGAGCCUUCCAGAAAAUGUGUCUUUUAUGGGCAGUAAUAUGGAAUCAUGUGCCAGUUUUCAAGAAAAUAACUCAAACGUUGAUGAAUGUUCAAAUCUAAGUAUGCCUGCUACCCCAAAGUUUGCUGGCCACCAGCCUGUGUUUGAUGAAUCAGCAAACAUGAAUGCACCCAGUAAUAGUGGCUUUGCAAGGCCGGACACGCCGAACAGCGACCGGGACAAAAAUGGAUCAGAGACUACUCCACAGAAAAAGUACAGAAGAGGAACACUCCAGAUAGCUGCUGAGGAUGCCAGUGAACAUGGACAUGGACUGACGGCUGGUGACAUAUUUGAGUAUCAGUGGCCGCAGCAGCCAGAUGCAGACUUUUUCAUGCUACAAGAACAGAUCUCCAUAUUCCUGGAUGUCACGUCUUUUAAGAGGAAAUACCCAGAUUUGUUCCGAAGGGUGUGUGAUAAAGAGGAGAAAGACUUUCUGAGGGAUCAUGGAGUUGUCUCUGAGACCCAGAGUGAUUUAGGUCUGACUGCCCUGAAGGCAGACGAGGUCCAUGAGCUGUUGGGAAGGGAUUAUCCUGCUAAGUAUAAGGAGUUCUUGAAAGUCUUACAAGAAAGAGAAAAGCAGAGACUUGCUGACAAAAUGAAAGAGUUCCAUGCUUUGAAGCUUGAGAAAGACAAGAUGGCAGAGUACAUGAGGAAGGCUCGAAAAUCAGUGUCUGACUGGAACAGAAACCUGCUGAAACAGCGCAAUGAGGAGAGACGGGCAUUCUUCGACAUGCACACUUUUACAUUCCAGUACCCAAAGGGAAAGUUCCGUAAACUAGAUAGCAGCCAGACAGAGGUUGGAGCUUACCCUCUCUCUGUCAUACCAGGACAGUUCUCUGACUAUUACAAACAGUACAAGAUGGAUGAGCUGAAAUACUUGCCCCUGAAUACAGCAAUCUGCAACCCGCCAAAGAAGAGGGACCCCAACCAGGAGGCUGACAGUGAGGGGGAGUCAAGCAGUGGGAGUGAAGCUGACAGUAGCAGUGACAGUAGCAGUAGCUCGGAAGACAGUGAACAGGAAGAGGCUCCAGCUUCAAAUGUCACCAGGGGCAAGAUCAAGAAGGAGAAGUCUUCCAGCAGGGAACUCAGUAAAGAGAAGUCUGAGGAGCCGGUGAUUAAGAAGGAGACAGAGUGUCGUAUCUGUAAGGAGGAGCCUCCAAGCAAGUGGAAAACCGAGGAGGAUAUCAUCGAGUGCUCCGAGUGCAAGAGCAAAGGUCACCCAAGCUGCCUGGACCUUACUGAGGAGAUGGUGAAAGUUGUGAAGACAUACCCCUGGCAGUGUAUGGAGUGUAAGACAUGUGUACAGUGUAUGGACCCGUAUGAUGAGGACAAGAUGCUGUUUUGUGACAAGUGUGACCGAGGCUACCACACAUUCUGUGUAGGGCUGAAAUCCCUGCCCUCUGGUCAGUGGGACUGCUUCAGUUGCCGUGGAGACACCACACCCAUCAAACCACUCCCUAAACCAGCUCCCAAGGCAAAGCGAGGUCGAAAGCCGCGAGACCCUAACACUCCUCGAAGACCUCCGGGUCGACCUCCAAAGGACAAGACAAAACUCUUACAGCAGACACAAGCUGCAAUGGCUGCUCAGGAGGUUGCAGACAGGAGUCGGGCUUCUUUUGACCAGAACGAUACUUCCAUGAUGUCAAUGGACUCAAAUCUAGGGGAGGAGGACACGCGUGACACAGUCAAGCCAGAGGACAUGGACACUGACACACAGGAUAAGUGAACUCGGAUUAGUUAUUUGGGCCAGUGAACCAGGGGACUAGUAAAGAUGGACUAGUGAACAGGGGAUUGUGAUCAGAUAUUAGUGAAUAGGGAAUUGUGAUCUGUGACAAAAAAAAACGGCCUAACAGUGAGGGUGAGGAGCAUAGAAGAUGGAAGCUUGUGAUGGAGUGCUUGUUAAAUUUUAAGGGAUUACAGGCUUGAUUAUGAAUUGGAGCUAAAAAUCGCAUUGUUGAGCAUCAUUGUAGAACUUCCUUGUGGAGUGAUCGUAAAAUUAGAUUGCUUUUAACUGUGCAAUGAAUUUGUGAGUUUGUAAAAACCUAGGUAAUUGAGACCAUUGCAGACAUAUACCAAAUCUUUUGAUUUGUUUUUAACUCUUGCACUUUAAUUGAUUUGACGCUGAACUGGAUUAAGACCAUCCUCUAUAAUUACCAACUUUACAAGGGUUAUCAAUUCCAUUGGUUUAACAUUUGUGAAUAUUUACAUCAGAGUGGUUCAGUGUCAUGUCAAUAAGAUGAUUUUGUGAAAUGUUUUGUGUAUUUAAUAUGCAACUGAAUUAUUGGUAUUUGUUUUAAUGAUCUGUUAAUGAUAACAUUAUUGAAUGAAGUAGCAGACUACAAUUCAGUAAAUAUUUAUGAAUUUCCUGAGUAGUGAUGGCGAGACUUUUUUUUAUAUUCAUACCAAAUGUGUUCAGUAUUGUAAUAAAUGCUUAAACAAUA
This is a messenger RNA of Mya arenaria, 3122 nucleotides long. Its product is annotated as PHD finger protein 10-like. Gene Ontology annotation, cellular component: npBAF complex. NCBI's taxonomy places the organism in Eukaryota, Metazoa, Mollusca, Bivalvia, Myida, Myidae. The record is from RefSeq and is a predicted model, not a curated record. The transcript has 16 exons. The coding region runs from base 113 to 2407 and encodes 764 amino acids.